This is a messenger RNA of Phodopus roborovskii (desert hamster), 1284 nucleotides long. It is a transcript of the gene Dhrs7b, whose product is annotated as dehydrogenase/reductase 7B. Gene Ontology annotation, cellular component: membrane. The record is from RefSeq and is a predicted model, not a curated record. The transcript is spliced from 6 exons. Lineage: Eukaryota; Metazoa; Chordata; Mammalia; Rodentia; Cricetidae. Gene Ontology annotation, molecular function: oxidoreductase activity. Bases 14 to 946 code for a protein of 310 amino acids.
CAGGAAGAGGGUCAUGGACUUGGUCACCCAGACGGCUAUCCUGCCCCUGCUGUUUGGAUGCCUGGGGCUUUUCAGCCUCUUCCGUGUGCUGCAGCGGAUCCGCUCAAGGGCUUACCUGAGGAAUGCUGUGGUGGUAGUUACAGGUGCCACCUCAGGGCUUGGCAGAGAAUGCGCCAGAGUCUUCCAUGCUGCAGGGGCUAAACUGGUGCUCUGUGGUCGAAAUGUGGAAGCCCUUGAAGUACUCACCCGUGAACUUGCUGGUUCUCGCACCUCCCAGGGACAGACACACAAACCUUGCAUGGUGACCUUCGACCUCACAGAUCCUGGUGCUAUUCCUGUGGCAGCAGCUGAGAUCCUACAGUGCUUUGGCUAUGUGGACAUCCUCAUCAAUAAUGCUGGGAUCAGCUACCGUGGUAUCAUCAAUGAUACCCUAGUGGACGUGGACAGGAGGGUGAUGGAGAUAAACUAUUUUGGCCCUGUUGCUCUAACAAAAGCGCUCCUACCCUCCAUGGUCAAGAGGAAGCGAGGCCACAUCGUCGCUAUCAGCAGUGUCCAGGGCAAGAUCAGCAUUCCUUUUCGAUCAGCAUAUGCAGCCUCCAAACAUGCAACCCAGGCAUUCUUUGACUGUCUGCGUGCUGAGAUGGAGCAGGAUAACAUUGAGGUGACUGUGAUAAGCCCUGGCUACAUCUAUACCAAUCUCUCUGUAAAUGCUGUCACUGCUGAUGGCUCCAGAUACGGAGCUCUAGACAAGAACACAGCUCAGGGCAGAAGCCCUGCAGAGGUGGCCCAGGAUGUCCUUGCUGUUGUGGGGAAGAAGAAAAAGGAUGUGCUCUUGACUGACUUACUGCCAUCCAUGGCCGUCUAUCUCAGGACUCUGGCUCCUGGGAUUUUCUUCAGAAUCAUGGCCUCUAGGGCCAGAAGAGAGCGGAAAUCUAAGAACUCCUGAUAUUGCUGAGCUGCUAGCCUGGAUCAGUGUGAUCAGACUGAGUACCACACCUUCCUGGGCUGGGGCAGCUCUGCAAGGGAUCCACAGCUGAGACCUGCUAGAGGGUGGCCGUGCACUCUAAGGUGGACAGAAGCACUUCGGUUUUCACUGGUGGUGGGUUAGCCCUUAAGAAGUAAAAUAUGGAGUUGUGCUGGGACUCUUAAAGAUGUAAAAUAAAUGAGUGAACUGGGUCAGAGUUCUCAGUAGAACCACAUGUCCUCUGAAUCCUGGACUUGCCGGAUUCUGAAAGUGGUUCUGGGGGUUUACGAACAGGGUGUCCUAAUAGCACCAACCCCAAA